AAGUAAUUCGUUCCAUUGAACGAAUCGUUCACUCACGAGCCAACACUAUCGGACGCGAUCGAAGUUUGUUAGUUGUUGCCAUAGCGACCACAUGUUUAUUUCAGCGGCUUUAGCAAGAGGUAUAUGUCAUUUGUUUUCCUGCAGCUACGAGACAAAAAGGAUGUCUACACGGGGAAAGAAUGUCCAUCUGAUCGGUGGAUCAACUGUGGAGGGUAUUAAUAUCAUACGUAACCACUCCAAGCUCUUCCGAGGAGAAUGCACGAGACUGAUCGAGGACUGCAACAAAUCUUGCAAGCGCCUGGAAGAUGAUGACAGCGAGAGGCUGAAUCAUCGCGUCCGAGACAUUCAGUUUGUGAAGAAGGAGCUGGAGCUGAAGUUGGAGGAGAACGUUUUGGAGACGGAUCAACUUAUUGCACUGCAAAGCAGAGUGAUGAAAGCCGUCGAGCUUUGCAAGGAGCCUAUCAAAGUCACUAUGGAAUGUAUAGAUGAGAGAAAUAAAUCCCAUGAAAAGUUGUAUGAUGAAGUAUACACAGAGCUGCUCAAGGAGGCUGACCUCAGCAAGGGAAUUAUGGCCCUUAUGCAGCGUGUCGUGAAGCAGAUCGUUGAGCAAAUACGAUUGAACCAGUCGGCAAAAUUCCAACUUGAACAGGAUCUUAAGGGGAAAUAUAUGGCGCAGAAUGUAGAUACCUCCUGUGCCUCAAUGACCUCACAUUCCCUCAUCAACACACAGCAAAGUUUAAAAGUCCAGACGGUUUCCUCCAGUUCCUCUGUGACACCUGUACAGUGGGGGAAGAAAUCUGAUCUUAACAUCGCUAAAGCAGAGCAGCAGAAGAAAAACUCGGUGUCCCUGAGGGCCCUGGUGGAGUCUCUACUGGCGCAGACUUCCGGUGAUAUGCAAAAGCAGUUUGCGGCAACAUCAGCAGCCUUUCAAUUUAGUGUCAAACAGCUCAAGGCUGUCAAAACCCAGAUGGAAGACCAACUCGCCAAGGUUGUUUCAGAGUUCGCCUUCCAGCAGAGAACCCGAGAUGAUCUACUGGUGGCGAUCACACAGAAUGAGCAUUUUCUAAGUUUGGCGAAGGCGAGGCUGGAUUUGCGUCAGGACAGGCCCCCAAAAGAGCAAUGUCAUGAUCCAGCACAAUCACAGCUCCUUGCCGAAGUCGGACCGCUAAAAUGUCAAAUCGAAAAGUUGCAUGAGACGGUGGAGCAGUCAGAAGAGCAACAGAGGGCGCUGGUCCGCUGCCAGCGGGAGCUCCAGCAGAACAUUGAGAUGAAGGCCAGACUCCUCUAUGUUGAUGAGUUCAUCUGCAGCCAGCUCAGAAAGCCUUUUGUCAUACACAAAUUCUGACAUGCUUCAUUUUGUUAAAAUCUAGUUAUCAAAACCUUUUUUCUGAGAGUAAAGUUAUCAAUAUAUAUUUGUUACGUAACGUUUGUGUGUGAUACUAUUCCGGUCCCAUUUUACAGUAAUGGACCAAUUAAAAUGUUUAUUACUUUUGUUAACAUGUAAGACUUAAAACGCAGUUAAACCAAUUAAUAGUGCUCACCACCAAGACAGCUGAAAUCCCAUUUCUAAAUGUUGAUUUAUUUCAUAAGGACUAUUUUCAGUGGCAAACUAUAAAUUCUCAUUUGUAGUGUAUUUUAAAGGAUAGACGUGGGCGACAUGGCCAAUCAGGUUCAUAAACACGAUAUUCUUGUUUUGGUGCAUGCAGCUGUAUGCAGAGUGACAAGCUGCAUGUUUAUUCAACCGUAUAAACUGUGGUUGAACUGGGUACGGCUGAUGGUGUAGUGAUACACUCAUCUGUUGGCUUCACCAACGAGUUAUGUGUGUUGAGUUGCAGAAACCUAUCAGGUUUUCUCAUUUGGCCAUGUAAGCCCGCAGGAAAUGGACUUGAGUUAUGUAAUGUUAAUGGAUUUGUGUCCAUCCAGUUUUCUGUCUGUUUUACUGCCUGCAAAUGACCAUUCAACAUGAACAGGCAUCUGGGGUUAAAUGCAUGUCCGUGAUGAAACAUUUUGCGAACCGGCCAGUUGUCAAUGUGUCAAAAUGAAGGCAACGUUUACGCAGGGCCACAGUUCCCGAUGGGCAUAUAAUACACAGUGUAUCAGGGCGGUUGUGGUGAAGAGGCCUUUUCCUCUGUUCUCUGGGCAUAUUGCUUUUUUUUUCUGUCUUACAACAUCCUUCAGUAUUACUUUUAAAAUGUGGUAUUAUUUAAUAAAUUGGCGGGUGAGUCAAACCUACAAAAUGAUAUUUGUUGAGGUGAUUUUAAAAAUGUAUUUUACAGUGCAAUUUCAAACACCACAUAAUAAAACAACGCCGACGUGUUGAGAGGGUGCAAAUAGUUUUUAAGCGCUUUCCAAAAGCUUUGUUGAUGAUGUAGAGCAGGGGUGUCCAACUCAUUUUUUUCGCAGGCCGCAUUGUAGUCAUAGCUUCUUUCGGAGGGCCAUUAUGAAAGUGGGAUUUCAUACUAGAGUUAGGGUUUCAAAGAAGGGUUUAAAGCUAGGGUUAGGGCUUCAAAGUAGGGUUUCAGAGUAGGUUUAGGGUUUCAAAGUAGGGUUUAAAGCUAGGGUUAGGGUUUAAAAGUAGGGUUUAAAGCUAGGGUUACGGUUUCAAAGUAGGGUUUAAAGUUAGGUUUACGUUUCAAAGGAGGGUUCAUACUAGAGUUAGGGUUUCAAACUAGGGUUUAAAGCUAGGGUUAGGGUUUCAUAUUAGAGUAAGGGUUUCAAAGUAGGGUUUAAAGCUCGGGUUAGGGUUUCAAAUGAGGGUUAGGGUUUCAAAGUAGGGUUUCAUACUAGGGUUACGGUUUCAAAGUAGGGUUUAAAGCUUGGGUUAUGGUUUCAAAGUAGGGUUCAUACUAGAGUUAGGGUUUCAAACUAGGGUAUAAGGCUAGGGUUAGGGUUUCAAAGUAGGGUUUUUACUAUAGUUAGGGUUUCAAAGUAGGGUUUAGAGCUAGGGUCAGGGUUUCAAACUAGGGUUUCAUACUAGAGUUAGGGUUUCAAAGUAGGGUUUAAAGUAGGGGCAGGUCUUCAAAGUAGGGUUUCAUACUAGGGUUAGGGUUUCAAAGUAGAGUUUAAAGCUAGGGUUAGGGUUUAAAGUUAGGGUUACGGUUUCAAAGUAGGGUUUCAUACCUUACCUUGAUUUCCACAAGCAUACGCUCAAGUUGUUAUAUGAACCAACAGGGGCCACUGUUGUCCAACAAAAGCAAUAUAACCUCAACAACAAAACUCUACUACUUUUUGUUGUAAAAUCAGUGGGGUCCAAACGGAUACCAAUACCUGUGAGUAACAACACGUCAACAUGAGUAGAAUACAUAUUUUCAUUAUUUUGGUGCAGUGACAUUGCCACAUUAUAAUGUAAGUAUAGGUUGUAACAUAUGCAUUAAAGGAUGAGUCUGUUAUUACCAGCUGCCUUUGUGACAAUUACGUUUUCGACGUUGACAAUCUUGCAAAUCUAUUAAAGAAAAAUUCACGGAUCAAACCACAACUGUGUCUUUUGCCCUUCAGCUCUACGUUAAUGUGCAAUGCAAAAACCUCUGAAAUGUUACCAGUUGGACAUCCAUCCAGGAGUUCAAAACUUUUGACAAGGUCACUGCACACAUAGUGCACUUUAAGUUUAUCAUUUCACCAGAAAGCUUAGUAUAUGUCAAACAGGAAAAUAAAGUACACCAGAUAGUCGUAAAAAGUGGCUGGGCAGCCCAUCACUCAUCUGUGUGAGUGACUCAACACGAAUGUGUGACAUUUAUUUGUUUGUCUUCACACCACAUACGGAGGAUGCCCCUUGAGAAAUGAUCAUUCACGCGAGAGGGUCUGAGAAUUUGCAGACGGAAAUCAUGCUUGUUGAUCUCCACUGUACUUGCUUGAUGCAUCUCUAAAGUAAAUGCCCUUGCAAUUUUUUGUCAAUGGGGGUAAAGGUUGGGUCAUGCCCAUGCUGUUUUGUUUAUUUACAUCGGUCUUCUUGCCAAAGAUAUUCUGAUGCCCCUUAAAAGCUAUUUGGUGAUGGGUGGAGUGCUAUGAUUGCUGCCUCUGACAUGAAUGCCAUUCCUCGAGCCGCUUCGUUGCAUGUUGCGAUGACAGUUCUACAAAGCGACAAAAAAUGAUGCAUCUAUUUUAUUGUAUUCAGUUCAGUUCGGGACAGUAGGGUUCAAAUGAACUGUCAACUUUUCUGGUGAAUAAAGUUAUUUGUGUACUUUU
Messenger RNA from Syngnathus typhle (broad-nosed pipefish), 4182 nucleotides. It is a transcript of the gene tekt1, whose product is annotated as tektin 1. Gene Ontology annotation, cellular component: nucleus; microtubule cytoskeleton. Lineage: Eukaryota; Metazoa; Chordata; Actinopteri; Syngnathiformes; Syngnathidae. The transcript is spliced from 8 exons. Gene Ontology annotation, biological process: cilium assembly; cilium movement involved in cell motility. The record is from RefSeq and is a predicted model, not a curated record. Bases 92 to 1345 code for a protein of 417 amino acids.